UGCCGCCCCAACAAAAUGCUGUUCUCGCUGCCUCUUCCGGCACUGAGGCGACUCAGCGUCUGGAGCCUGGGAGCGGAGCUCCUCGCGUGCCGGGGCUUUUCCGCGUCGUGCCCCCUCGGCCACAGCAGAGCCAUGACCAAGGGUCUUGUUUUAGGCAUCUAUGCCAGAGAAAAGGAUGAUGAUGCCCUUCAGUUUACAAGCGCUGGAGACAAAUUUGAUAAACUCGUAUCUGGAAAACUUAGAGAACUUUUGGCCCUAUCUGGACCUCCACUGAAGGCAGGCAAAACACGUAUAUUUUAUGGCCUUCAUCAGGACUUCCCCAGUGUUGUUGUAACUGGCCUGGGUAAAAAGACGUCUGGAGUAGAUGAACUGGAAAACUGGAAUGAAGGCAAAGAAAACAUCCGAGUCGCUGUUGCAGCUGCAUGCAGGCAGAUUCAGGACCUGGAAAUUACUUCUGUGGAAGUGGAUCCCUGUGGAGAUGCUCAAGCUGCUGCAGAAGGAGCUGUUCUUGGUCUCUAUGAAUUUGAUGAGCUGAAGCAAAAAAAGAAGACUGUAGUUUCUGCUCAACUCUAUGGGAGUGGUGAUGAUGAAGCUUGGCAGAAAGGAGUUGUGUUUGCUAAUGGGCAGAACCUAGCCCGCCACUUGAUGGAAACACCAGCCAACAAAAUGACUCCAACUAGAUUUGCAGAAGUCAUUGAGCAGAAGCUCAAAAGUGUGAAUAACAGUACAACGGUACACAUAAGGACCAAAUCCUGGAUUGAGGAUCAAGCAAUGGGAGCCUUCCUAAGUGUGGCAAAAGGGUCCGAUGAACCACCAGUUUUCUUAGAAAUCCACUAUACAGGCAGUCCAAAUGCAGAUGACUCACCAUUGGUGUUUGUUGGGAAAGGAAUUACCUUUGAUAGUGGUGGCAUCUCAAUCAAACCUUCUGCAAACAUGGAUCUUAUGAGAGCUGACAUGGGGGGUGCAGCAACUAUAUGUUCAACCAUCAUCACAGCAGCAACUCUAAACUUACCACUUAAUCUUAUUGGUUUGGCUCCACUUUGUGAAAAUAUGCCCAGUGGGAAGGCAAACAAACCAGGAGAUGUAGUUCAGGCGAGGAAUGGAAAAACGAUACAGGUUGAUAAUACAGAUGCAGAGGGGAGGCUCAUAUUAGCUGAUGCUCUCUGUUAUGCCCACACAUUUAAUCCAAAGGUUAUAAUAAAUGCUGCAACAUUAACAGGUGCCAUGGACAUAGCUUUGGGGUCAGGUGCCACUGGAGUUUUUACCAAUUCAACCUGGCUGUGGACUAAACUCUUUGAGGCAAGCAUUGAAACAGGGGACCGCAUGUGGAGGAUGCCCCUCUUUGACCAAUAUACAAGACAAAUUGUAGAUUGUCAACUUGCUGAUAUUAAUAAUAUUGGGAAAUACAGAUCUGGGGGAGCUUGUACAGCUGCGGCAUUCCUGAAGGAAUUUGUAACCCAUUCUAAAUGGGCUCAUUUGGAUAUAGCAGGAGUGAUGACAAAUAAAGAUGAGGUUCCAUAUCUGAGGAAAGGAAUGUCAGGAAGGCCUACAAGGACCCUGACAGAGUUUCUAGUUCGAAUGAGUAAAGACAAAGAAAAUUCUCAGUGAAGUACUGAUCUUAAUAUUCUUUUAUUUCAUCUUAAAUUGGAUAGUUGGGUUAAAACUAUGUUUUAUAAUAGCUUUCUAAACCUGGAAUAAAGUGAAAUACAUUUGGCUAGGAUCAUGAAUGCAACCAUUUUUCUUUAAAGGAAUAUUCAGUUAUGAAAGGCAAAUCUUACAUAGGACCUGACAACAGAUUUUAAAGAUGUUUAAAAAUUAAUGUUGAUUGUUUAAAAAAAAAAAUAACCUUUCCAGUUUAUGUAACUGAAUUAAGAG
Molecule: messenger RNA, 1875 nt
Organism: Vombatus ursinus (common wombat)
Lineage: Eukaryota; Metazoa; Chordata; Mammalia; Diprotodontia; Vombatidae
Gene: LAP3
Product: leucine aminopeptidase 3
Exons: 13
Coding region: 16-1608 (530 amino acids)
Biological process (GO): proteolysis
Cellular component (GO): cytoplasm
Molecular function (GO): metalloaminopeptidase activity; manganese ion binding
Source: RefSeq, a predicted model, not a curated record